AUGGUGGUCGAGGAAGAGGCAAAGGACGUGGUCGACAUAGUCAGUCAUCGUACAACUUUGACAAGACCAACAUCCAAUGUUAUCAUUGUCACAAAGACAGAGGAAGAGAUUCUUUUGAUGGCAUACAUUGACAACAAGGAGUCUCAUCCAAACACAUGGUACCUUGACUCUAGUUGUAGCAAUCACAUGAGUGGCAACAAAUCUCUAUUCUCUUACUUAGAUGAAACUUGGUAA
Prunus armeniaca (apricot) is the source of this 234-nucleotide messenger RNA. NCBI's taxonomy places the organism in Eukaryota, Viridiplantae, Streptophyta, Magnoliopsida, Rosales, Rosaceae. The record is from the annotation of a GenBank genome assembly.